AUGUCAAAUGCGAGGACAUAUUUGCCAUAUGUGAUCGAACUACACAAUAAAAGCAUAAAGUUUAACAAGUACACUCCAAGUAAUUCAGACUUAUUAAAUCAUACGAACUUAAAUUCAAAUGAAGAAGAUUCACAAAAUAAAUUUAAAACUUUUCCUGUCUUAAAGAACCUAAAAAACAAUAAAAUUCUCGGAAUAUACCACCUUCCCAAAGUAAAAUGGGACGAUGACUCAAUGACAAUGGGAGCUGGGCUGAAUAACCCAGGAAUCAACAUCUGUUAUAUGAACGUAAUUAUCCAGGUGUUGACACAUACUCCCUUUUUAGCCUCGUCUCUCCUAAAGUCAUAUCACUCUAAAACAUGCUCACAUUAUGAGAAGGAUAUAUUUUGUAUUAUGUGCUUAUUUGAAAAUUACGUGAAACAAUCAUUCGAAUCACCGAAUCCGCUGAAUAAUCCGUUUUACUCCAUCGCAAAAAAAUUUAUAUGGGCCAGAUUUAAGCUAGGCCACCAAGACGACGCCUUCAUAUUCCUGAAACACUUUCUAGAUUCUCUCUCAAAAGCAUGUUAUUUAAACUCGCACGAGUCUGAGAAACCUGAAGAUGAGUCUGAAGGUCAGUCUAAACCAAAGGAUUUUAUUUCUAACGACCAAAUAAUGUCCACAGUCAUAGGGUGUUUGUUUGGCGGGUAUUUUAGAAAUGUAAUUGUAUGUAAUAACUGCUCACGAAAGUCAGAGAAGGUUGAAGAAUUCUUCGAUUUGGCUGUUGAGGUCACGAAAAGUAAUAGGCUAAUAGAUUUAUUGUCAGAGUUUGUUUUGCCAGAAAAGUUAACCAACGAUAAUAAGUACUUUUGUAGUAAUUGCAAGGGUUACCAGAACGCAAACAAGUCACUUUCAAUAUAUAAAGCACCAAGAAUAUUAAACAUUAAUCUGAAACGGUUUAAUUUAUAUUCUAACGGCUACAAAAAAUCAUUGAAGGCCAUUGAGUUUCCACAACUCUUGUCAAUCUCACUCAAGUCAUCAGAGGAUUCAUAUACCUGGUUGAACUAUGAUUUAUACGCAAUUGUAUGUCAUAUUGGAAAGUCACUUCACAUGGGACACUACAUAACCUUUAUUAAGGGGAAACACGGAUUCUGGUACCGUUUUGACGAUUCAAUAAUUCAGUGUGUUUCAGAGUCAACAGUAUUAUCACAUAACAACGACGUUUAUCUAUUAUUCUACUCCAUUAACAAUGAAUCAGUAGGAGAUUGUGAUACAGCACUAAAUCUGUACUCCUAUAGUAAUAUUUUAAAGGAAUCUCAAUUCUCAACAUCAGAACGCGUUCCACCUCCUGAACCUAAACAGUCUGAAAUUGAUAUACUGUCAAAUUUUGGUGGAAACACAAUUUUUAAACGAUUUCUUAGGCACAGAAAGUUUAAAAGCUACAAUUUAUUAAACAUUAAACGUCUGUCAAAAAUUGAAAGUAUCAAUAAUUUGAAAAUGAAAAUCAAUUCACUAGCCAAAAUGAAUAAAGCAAAUAGUGAACAAACACAAAAAUCCAAUCAAAAUAAAAAAGAAUCGGACCCUAUUGACGAUUUAGAUGAUCAUCUAAAUCCCAAUCUAAGUCAUAACCUAAACGAAGAGUCAAAUGAUAAUGAUACAGAUUUAAAUAACGAAGUUAAAUGUAGUUUAAAACACACAUCGUUCAUUGAUGCUAUUGGAGAUGAAAAUGAAGUGGCAGAAGUUGAGCUCUGGUCUGACGCCGAGGACUUAGAAACGUACAAGAAACUCUAUGAACAAAUCGACCCCGACUUGCCAAAGCCUACAGAAGAAGAUUUAGAGUAUGACAGAGGUAAAAUCCACAAAUCCAAGAACAGGAAUCACCCAAGUUCCUCAAGUGUUGAGCUAGUUAACCACCAUUCAGGUGUUAGUGUCGAAGUUGAGCAGAAGAAUAUAUUCGAUAACACGGUGGUUCCACCCAAGAAAAGUAAAGAAAAUCUCAAAAAGUUCAAUAAUACAAAUUAUCUCCACACACCUACAAUGUAAUCUUAUAUUUCCCA
Messenger RNA from Theileria parva strain Muguga, 2030 nucleotides. It is a transcript of the gene Usp42, whose product is annotated as Ubiquitin carboxyl-terminal hydrolase family protein. The record is from RefSeq and is a predicted model, not a curated record. The coding region runs from base 1 to 2016 and encodes 671 amino acids. Gene Ontology annotation, cellular component: nucleus; cytosol. Gene Ontology annotation, molecular function: cysteine-type deubiquitinase activity; cysteine-type endopeptidase activity. NCBI's taxonomy places the organism in Eukaryota, Apicomplexa, Aconoidasida, Piroplasmida, Theileriidae. Gene Ontology annotation, biological process: protein deubiquitination. The transcript has a single exon.